Microplitis demolitor is the source of this 1659-nucleotide messenger RNA. RefSeq names its product nuclear transcription factor Y subunit alpha-like. The transcript has 3 exons. The record is from RefSeq and is a predicted model, not a curated record. NCBI's taxonomy places the organism in Eukaryota, Metazoa, Arthropoda, Insecta, Hymenoptera, Braconidae. Bases 1 to 1659 code for a protein of 552 amino acids.
AUGAAAAGAUCUGACGUCAGACGAUAUAAUCCAUGUGAAAAAUUUUCGAGUACUGAAUCACUAAGCGAAGAUGAUUUAAGUAAAAAUAAAAAUAAUAAAAUAUUCACAAACUUGGAAACAAAUAAUCCUCAAGAACUAAAUUCAAAUUCAAUAACUAAAAACUUCAAUUCUGAAAAUCAGAAUGAAAAUAAUAAAAAUAAAUUAAAUUCUAACGAAAAUUCGAAUCGCAUACGUAAUUCUAACGAGAAUGCAAAAUUAAAUAAAAAUUCUAAAUGCAAAGUCGUAUCAAAUCCAGAACCAGAUAAAUCAAUAACUCUUCCUGAUUAUUCUGACGGAUCGUCGUCAUCAAGAGACAUGUAUGAUGCUGUAACUCUGAGAAAAAAACUCAUUAAAGUCCACCCUUCGAAUUUAAGGGACGAAUCUGAUAUGACAGAUUUCGGUUUGCCUUAUAUUUCUAAUAAUUCUAUAAACUCUCCAAAACAUAAAAAUUCACGUAAUUUAACACCAUCACCUCAAUCUCCAAAUCCACAAGUUGAAAGUGGUAAAACCACGAACACUCCAUUAUCAUUACCACCCAACGUACAAACACAAGCUACAUAUACACAUCCAAAUCCAAAAAUACAGACAGAUAAGAAAAAUGUAAAAAUUAAUAAAAAUAAAUUUAAUCCUUCUCAAAUCAAAAGGACAACUAAAAUGGCAGAGUUUACACCCUCUCCUACGAUACGUACACGUAGACAAAUAAAUAAACAAAAAAAUUCAAAUGACAUUAGUACUGAAUCACCUAUCAAAACAAUCCCUAUCCCUCCAAGAACUCCUAUUAAACCGAAAUUCGUAAAUAAAAAAGACAUGGGAGGUGCAAUUCCUUGGUCUUCUGACGAAGGAGGCGAUUAUCCAAAACUUAUGGACGUCUCUGCGGUAAUUCAUAACGAACCAGAAAACAACAUAAACAUUUCAACUAACGACAUAGGGGAAAAUUCUUUUGUUAUUGAACCCAUGACAGUAAAACCACCCGACGAAACAACAACCAUAAAAACUAACAUAAUAACACAGGAAAAAAUAGCCAAUAAAAAUAUAGAAAAGACAAAGACAAACACUACAAAAGUAAACCCAAAUUUAACAGACGCAGACAAGAACAGACCUCGCGGUACUGAUGCAGAACAAACACAUACUAAUAAAAUUACACCAGAACUACGUAGAUCGACUAGAAAACGUAAACUCAAAACAUGUUCAUGCUACAUAAUGGUUACUCUAAAAGCAAUUAAACGUCAACAAAAUUUAAAUAAUAAACGAACUAAUGAUAGAUUGUCAAUAAUAAACGAAAAUACAAGCCCAGAAAAUUCACAACAAACUACAUCACGUAGAGAAUCACAAAACCCUACACUAAAUUCACUUGUUGAUCGAAGUUCAAAAUCGCCUGAACGAAUAAAUUCAUUCAACGACCUGAACUUCGAUCAACAGAUAAAUUCAGCUGACUACGAAAAUUUCGAACAGAUAGAACAAAUAAAUUCAUUUAAUGACCAAAACUUUGACCAAAUCGAACAGAUAAACUCAUCUGAUAAUGAAAUAGACACGACAAAAUUCGACACAAUUAAAUUCGGACAGAAAUCAAAACAAAUCGAACGACAAUGCGAUCAUAGUAGCAAACGACAAUUUAUCUAA